AUGGGACUCAGCGCGAUACCACAAGCCGAUAUUCCCGAUGCUGAACUGAAUGUGCCUGUCUUUGUGUCUUGGUAUUUAGAAAACGAUGCUGCGCCGCAAGGCAAGCAGCUUCGCGGCUGCAUCGGCACAUUCGAACCACAUCCAUUGUCGCAAGCAUUACAGGUCUACACAAUCCAAUCAGCUUGGAAUGACAAGCGGUUCGAGCCCAUUCGGCCAGCCGAGCUGGAAAAAUUGCAGUGCACAGUCAGUUUGCUUACACCAUUCGAAGAGUGUAAGGACUUAUUUGAUUGGGAAAUGGGUGUGCACGGUGUGUAUGUCAGUUUUGUUAUGCCAGUGGGUGGACAAGCUAUGAGUACAACAGCGACAUUUUUGCCAGAGAUUGCACCAGCUCAAGGCUGGUCAAAGCAAGAGACGAUCGUACAUGCCAUUCUGAAGGCCGGCUGGUCAGGCCAAAUUACCGAUUCAUUUAUGCGCAACGUGCGUUUGUGGCGCUACAAAAGCACUACAGCUACAGCCACAUAUAAAGACUUUGUUGCGUCUCCUCUCCAUGUGUGA
Malassezia globosa CBS 7966 is the source of this 555-nucleotide messenger RNA. RefSeq lists its product as uncharacterized. The transcript has a single exon. Lineage: Eukaryota; Fungi; Basidiomycota; Malasseziomycetes; Malasseziales; Malasseziaceae. The coding region runs from base 1 to 555 and encodes 184 amino acids. The record is from RefSeq and is a predicted model, not a curated record.